Prunus mume (Japanese apricot) is the source of this 3477-nucleotide messenger RNA. RefSeq names its product nuclear factor kappa-B-binding protein. Gene Ontology annotation, cellular component: Ino80 complex. NCBI's taxonomy places the organism in Eukaryota, Viridiplantae, Streptophyta, Magnoliopsida, Rosales, Rosaceae. The record is from RefSeq and is a predicted model, not a curated record.
UUCCUCUCUCCAUAUGCUAAAGCUGUGUGGGCGUGUGUAUCUCUCCCCCCAACUCCUCAACCCAAUCCGAUAAUACGAAACGCUCUCUCUCUCUCUCUCUCUCUCUCUCUCUCUCUCCGCAUUAAAUAGAGUAUUCUUAGCGCAAAAUUCCCAAUCUUCUUUGGGGUUUUUACUGUGAAUUUACUGCAAACCUUCGCAGCUCUAAUUCGUGGCUUUCUAUUGAGACCAAAGUAACCAGAUUUUUCAGGUUGCAUUAAAAACGGACGACAUGUGUUAGUAAUAUAUGAGGGUGUAAUGUUUUGAGGGAGCUUUUUUGUUUUUGACAUCUUGUGCCAAUGGCCGCUGAUCAACGGAGAAAGCGCUUAAAUGGUGCUAGCAUCAUUGGCUGCAAUUCUAGGGAGCAACAUAAAGCAAAAAAGAAAAAUAUGGGAUUACUUAAAGAUGAUUCAGACAUAAAUUCUCAUAUUUCUCUUGAGUGGGAUGGAAAUCAGAAAAUGGUGUUUGCCAAAAGCGAUCAAAUUGGCAUAAGCUGGAGAGAUUUGAGGCCAUUUAUUGAUCCUACUUUCAAUAGCCACAAUAUUUUGGCAGAUGUUUUUGCCGUUCCUGAGGGAAUCUAUGAUUUGGAAGAUUUGGAAGAUGUGCUUUCGUAUGAGGUUUGGCAGACUCAUCUGUCAGAGAAUGAGAGAAAGCAUCUGAUGCAGUUUCUUCCUAGAGGACCAGAGGCAGAGCAAGUUGUGCAAGCAUUGCUUUCUGGGGAUUACUUUGACUUUGGAAACCCUUUUCUUAAAUGGGGUGCUUCACUUUGCUCAGGUGAUUUCCACCCAGAUGCCAUUCUCCGCAGGGAACAGUGUCUAAAUACUGAUAAGAAAGCCUACUACAAGGAGUUGCAGAAGUAUCAUAAUGAUAUGAUUGCAUAUUUACUGAAGUUGAAGGAGAGAUGUGCAAGCUGUAAGGAUCCUGAAAAGGAAAUUGUGCAGAAAAUAUGGAGGUCAAGAAAUGAUAUGGAGAAAAAAAUAUCUUCACACGCAAAUGAAUCCAGAUUCCGCGAUCUUGAGGAAAAUACCACAGUUACAUCUGAAUCUUGUUCAUGGGUUGCAGAUGAGAAAGCUUGUAGUAGUGAUAACCAGAUUUCCUCAGUGGACAAAGGGGGUAAACUUCAGAACAGGAUCUACGAGAAAGGUUUCGUAAAGGACAAAGGUAGAAAUGUAUUGGUUACAGCAGAUGGGGCAGUUAAUGUAGCAGCGAGAUCCAAAACAGGAGACAGGCUACAUAAGCGUAAUUUCUACAGUAGCGACGGUGCUAAAUACAUGUCAUAUGUUAAGAUUAGCAAGAAACAGUAUGAAAUUGUUAAGAGUAUGAAGCAGUCUGGCAAAAGCAUUCAGUCCAGGUCUCUUAACCGGGUUUUAGGUAACCUUGAUAGCUUUGAUGUACAACCAUAUGAAGUCUUUGUGGAAGAAGAGCAGAAAAAGUUGCAUCAGCACUGGUUGCAAUUGGCAAAUAAAGAUCUCCCAGCAGCUUAUGCAAAUUGGAAAGAAAUGCAUCUACAGAGGCGGCAAAUGACAAAGUCUUUGGAGAAAGACAUGAAAAGGAGGCUGGAGUCCCUGGUGGAGGAUGAUGGAGGUGAUGAGAACCAUGAGAGCUUGCUUCAGGGUGAGAUAGAUAUUGGAGCAGAAGACCAUGAAUCUCCCUUGGAAGAUGAUGACAUGUCUGAACCUGGCUCCCCACAGGGUGAUGAGUGCAACCCCAUGGACAUGGAAGAUGAUGACAAGUCUUUGCAGAAGCUUACUAGUGGUGAUGAGUGCAACCCCACAGAUAUGGAUUCAGAAGAACAUUCCAGUACUGAAUCAGAUAAUGAUUCAGAAAAGCAUAUCAUUACAGAAUCAGGUCAUUCUCCUCCUAAUUUAUCGGAGUACGUGGAGAAUCUAAAUACUGCAAAUGAUACGGUAAGUCAGGGAGCCCAAUUAUGUGCUCGUAGAGAUGUCUGGAAGCCAGUUAGCAUGCCACAUUCACAUUCUUACUAUGAUUCUACUGCAAGCCAUGAAUAUUCAUCUACCAGUGAGUUAUCACUUGCGCAUCCACAAGUUAAUGAAGAGCAACAAACACACUUAGUUGCUCUGGAGUCUGACUUGCCUGUGGGAGACACUGGGAAAGAUUUAUUGCACAGACAAUCAGAGAAUGGUUCCUUCAGUUACCCAAACCAAGAUCGAAAUGAAUUGCUUCAAUCUCUCUUUAAGGGCCAGAGCAUGUUACCCUACGAUCAUGAGCAGAAACAGACUGGGUUGGAUUUCCGACCACCAACCAAUGUGUUUACGGGAGCGGGUCAGUUUCGAGGGCAUUUUGAGGAGCAGCAACACCAGUCACUGCCUCUGGAGCAGGCACAUAAGAGAGAGAGUGAGGUUUAUAUGCAGCAAAACUUACCUGAUAACAUUUAUUCUGAUGGAGGUAGAUACUUAAUUUCAAGGCAGGAACAUCUGACUCCAAUCAAUGCGCAGGAUUGGGCUGUCAAUAGUGUUCGUAUGCCAGGACCCCUCCAGUCUCACUUAGAUGGGGGAGAAAUGUUGAGCCAUAACUGGUUUUCUGGAGAGCAUCAAGUUCAUGGUGGAUGGUCUGCAUCAGGUGGUACUAGUGUCGCAAGUCAGAGCAUUGGGAGUGGAACUAAUGCAGAUCAGAGCUUAUUCAGUGUUCUAUCUCAUUGUAACCAAUUACGUUCAAGUAGCCCUUAUCAUCCAGUAGCCUCCACUGAGCAGUUCAUUCCCCCUAGGAACUAUGGAAUGCCGGGUGGGGUUACUCCAAGGAUUGGAAAUGUUUUACCACAAGCAGCUCAUGCACUUGAUUACUUGGGUGGGCGUGAAGCAACUACUUCGAUGAUGCAUGAUGGGAUGCAAUGGAUGAACUUACCUCAUCAGAACUCUGGUUUACAUGAUCCAAUGGGGAAGCCAUUCUUGAGGUCGUGGAACCAAUGACAUUGUUCUGCCAUAUUGGGUGAGAGUUCCAAUAUGUGGUUUGGUUCAGUGGCGGCGGGACAAGAGUUGUCAAAUACCAGAUGCAUGUAGAAAGGAAAGGUGACUUGCUAUAUGGUUCAGAAUAUUUUGAGAUUCCGUUGGAGGGCAAGAGAUGUGAGGUUACUGGAGAUUCACAGAAGACAAAAGUGCAGAGCUGGUGAUAGGUUUUUGUACAUACCUAUACGAGGGCCAACUCUACACCAUGUAUAUAUGUUAGAUGGGCAGACAGAUAGCAGGGGAGUCAUGGAAUUAUUGGACAAUUCCAGGUAUCUCUAAUUUGUUAGUUAUAAAUUGAAUUUUUAUUUUUCAUUGGGAUUUCUUUAUCCUUUUGUGUUCUUGAGAGAACUUUUUCUAUAAUUUUGGAGGCUUUUAAGUUUCUUUAGAGGCAAAUGCUUUUAUAUAAUCAAUCUCUCUUGAAUACCAUUAGUUUGGUCGUGGGCAUUUCCAAACUCUCUCUCCCUCGCUUCCUCACUGU